AUGCAUCUUCUGGAGCUCCGCUCUGCUGGUGUUGCCGCCGCUUCUGCUAAUGCAUCUGUUCUAGCGGAUUCAUCGCGUGGCACGGAGUCUCCAGCCCCGGCGGGCUCAGCUGCGCAGGCUGCAGAGAGUGCGUCUUCGGCCGACCCAGGAGGCUCUGCUGAAGCUCGUGUCGGCGUGUGCACUCCGCCGACGACGAUUGCACCUUCUUCCAAUGAGUCCCAGAUCGAGGAAGAGGGGGCGCCGGCGGCGGUGGAGCGGGAGCCUUCUGCAGCUUCUGCUCCUUCUGCACCUUCUGCUGCACCUGCGCCGCCGUUUGAUGAUGCUGCUGGGGGCUGGCCCUUUGAGAAGCUGGCGGACAUCCGUGCCAGUGAGCAGCUGCCGUUUGGGUGGACAAAAGUCAAGCUGGAGGAUGAUCGGAUGUAUUACUUCAACUCCAAGGCCAAAGUCUGCUGCUGGCACAUGCCUCAAGUGAUGUCUGUGCCCGAUGCGGAGCCUCUGCCGGAAGGGUUUGAACCCUGGGAGCUGUGGGAUGUCUGGGGAAGCAACAGAUCGCAGCGUGUGUGGUUCAAUCCUUCUUCUGGCUCUGUGGCGAACUUCGAGGUCUUCAAGCAGUACUACGAGACCAAGAAGCCGAAAUGGAGAGGGCCCGUGAGGAGCGGCGACGGCUCGAGCAGGCGGAACGUGAUGAAGCGGCCGCUGAAGCUCUUUCUAAGAGGCGGAGGCGGAAGAGGUAAGAGCUAG
Molecule: messenger RNA, 741 nt
Organism: Symbiodinium sp. CCMP2592
Lineage: Eukaryota; Dinophyceae; Suessiales; Symbiodiniaceae
Source: the annotation of a GenBank genome assembly